UUGUCAAAACUCUGCGCUGUUGGAGCAUCGAACGUUCAAAACAGUGCAUUAUUUUGAAGCUAUGAGCCGUAAAAGAAACCAUAGUUUUAUUGAAACGGGGCAGUUGGUUGACUCUCAGGCCGCAGUGAUGGAGAACACGGGGCCGUCUGGUCGAGUGGAGGAGAGUUUCUGCGAGCUGGAGCUGGAUGAAGAGCUGGUGUGUUCAGUGAGUGAGAUCACCGAGCACCUCGGCAGGAACAUCACCGUGGCGCUGGAGGAGGCCCUGUCCGAAAUCCGCAAAGUAGUGAGCGCACGAACCAGGCUGCUCAAAAUGGAGCUGAGGGAGAAGACCGACGAGAUCGAGCUGCUCAAAGCCCGGCUGGAGUGUGUCGCCAGCGAACCGGUCAGGAAAGCCGACUUGCUCCAGGCACCACAGAAGAGCAGCAACACAGAGCCGAAGAAGGCCAAAGCGGCCGCGCCUGCUGUCAAAAAGGAGAACAUCGACGCCAUAUGCGAUUACCUGAUGAAGGACAAGAACUCUCGCGGAGGUGCUGCUGAUGUGGAGGGCGAGCGGCAGCACCAGGCCUCCCUCAGCCCCUGGACAGAGAGCGAGGACAUCUUCAGCAUGCUGCCUUCCGCCAGCAAGAGGCUCUACGACUAUGAGUGGAUGUCUGGAGUAGAACUCAACUCCACCUCUGAGUAUAAAGGUGAGUGUGAGUCCAAGUGUGAGAGUGCCAUAGCUGCAAGAGCGACAGCUGAAGAAGAGUCUGAAGAAAGGAGAGGGAUGGGGCCGGUCUCUGACGAUUCCUCAGCUCCGUUUGCCCUGGAUGCUCACGGCUCGCCAGAGGAGGACAACAACAGCAGCCCGGUGGAGGACAGUAUCGACCAUUUAGAUCCAGAGCAGCACUUCUCUGCCCCUACCUUCAUCUGCCCCUUCUGUGGAACCCUUUGCCCUGAUUCGUUGUACCUGGAGGAGCAUAUGAAGUUGAUGCACCGAGAUGGAAGCACUCACGCUGCUCAGUCCGGCUCUUCUUCGAGUGGUGGGCAGGGCAGCGAGGGAGAGGUGUGGCGGAAGGCGAGCUCUAAUGAAUCCCAAGCUCGUGAGAAAAAGGUGGAAGGUGGCUACGAAUGCGGAGACUGCGGGCGCCGCUUCAAUUACCUGGGCAACCUGCGGCAGCACCGGCGCAUCCACACAGGGGAAAAGCCAUUUGUGUGCUCUGAAUGUGGCGAGAGAUUCCGGCACGCCGCUCGCCUCAAGAGCCACCGGCUCAGCCACAGCGGCGCCCAGAGCCCCUUCCCAUGCCCACAGUGUGGAAAGGGCUUCCCUGUGCUCUCUGGUCUUAAAAGACAUCAGCGUGUGCACACAGGCGAAAGCCCCUACGCGUGUCCUCAGUGCGGUCGACGUUUCAAAGAGCUCGGCAACCUGUACACACACAUGCGCAUUCACAGUGGUGCCACGCCCUACACGUGCUACCAGUGUGGCCGAAGCUUCCGACAUUUAGGGACUUACAAAAGCCAUCGCUGCACCCCCAUUACACAGGUACCCAGUGCACAUGGUCCAGCUUGGACACAAGAGGACAAAGUCCAAACUGGAUAAAUAAAGUACUGCUCGCUUGUUAAGUAAGGCAUUGUAGCGCUACGCUGCUUCUUCAGCACAUGUUUGAAGAAUGUUCUCCAAGACGAGGAUGCUAAAUGUUGCGGACAGAGAUAGGACACUUUAAAAGGGAAAGAAAUACGUGGCCCGUUUCUGCAAUCUUAUUUCUGGUUUAGAUAUGCUGAAACCUUCAGUAGGACAGAUGAUAUAAAGAAUCUGAUUAGAUCAGGUCCUAAAUCAGAAGUUUAUGUCGAGCGGAUGGGUUUGACGUGAAGGAGGAGACCACUUGAAGCGAGCAGAAAUUAGCACAUGCUGCUUUAACCCAGGUUUGCUUAGGAAAAAGAGACCUACAGCAUUAAAAUAUUCUCACAUUUCAUAUUCUUUCCUCAUACUAUGGCUUGUGUUUCCAAAACAAUGAGCAUGCAUGUUGAUUUGUGAGAGUACUAGUACUACACAGCUGUUGAAAGUAUUUUUUUAAAAACGUGUUUUGUUUUUCAUAGCAAGCUUCGGUUUUGCAUUCAGCCUGAGUUUAAAUGCACCUGAGCCUUUUGUGCUUUGGAUAUCCUUGUGGUAAGAGCAAUGCUGCUGUUGCCCUCUGGAUGAUGUGUUACUGUAUUGACUGCUUCAGUAGUUGUAUAGGAAAUAUCCUAAACUGCCUAUUUGUGUUCUAGUUUACUACUUUAUCAUGUAAUUGACACUAUUAACACACUGAUCCUUUGGAUUUAUUUAAAUGUGUCCACUCGUUUAAUAUCUAAGCAAAGUCUAUCAUGUGCAAAAGCUAUGGAAAGCAAAACAAAAACUUGCUUUUUCAGAAAUAGAAAGACUUGUGUAGGUAUUUUUACAUAAGCUAAAAGUCAGCAAUUAAGUUGUUGUGAUACCAGUUGCAUCAUAGGACUUUUAUUGAAAAUUAUACCCAAUGUAAAAAAAUAAUGUAUGACUGUUGGAUAAGGUGAUACAAACUGUCCGUAAUCAAAUGCCAUUGGACUGGUCUUUACCACUUACUGCCAACGUAGUUGUAACCCAAAUUAAUAAACAUUAUAUGAUCUGAAACAUGAAUCCUCUAUUACUUCAUAAAUUUGAACGUUAGCUUAGCCAAGUGCUGAAGUAACUCUGAAAAAGCUGGAGAUAUCCACUGCUUAAAUAGGAUAAGUUUUUUGCCAGACAGCCAUAGCCUGAACACUCUGCAAAGCUGGCCUUUAAGCAAGCGUGACUCCAUGAAAUCCCAUGGAACAUGGGGGGGAGGUUCUCUGGUCUGAUAAGACCAAAAUGGAACUUUUUGGCCAUUGGCAAAAAGUGCUACAUUUGGAGAAAACCCAACACUGCUCAUCAACCUGAGAACACCAUCGCCAUAGUGAAGCGUGGUGGUGGUAGUAGCAUCAUGAGAGUAACCCAUGGUCACUGACUUAUGAUGGACAGCCCUUUCCAUGCCAUAUUCUCGGUUCUUUUACUAGGUGGUAGAGGCAUCAGGAUGUCUGUGUAGCAGUCUGUCUAUCCAAGCUUGUUGUUAGUGCAAUAUCUCAAAAACAAGUAAUUGAACGUUUGUAGGAGUUUUAUGGGAUUAUCAAUGUAACCAGCAGAUUAACUAAUUAGACUUUUUUGCAAUUGAUCCAAACAGGGUCAAGGUCAAAUUUUUUUUUUUAAAUAGUGUUUCUUCGGUAGCUUCCUUCCUGUUUGUGAUAGAGAUGCUUCAUGUUCAGGAAAUCCAGGCCCAUUUUCUGUUCUGUGACAAAAUCUGGGGCUUUCUAGGAACACAUGACUUAUCAGAUCGACACUUAACUAAAUAUGUGACUUCUGGUUGAACCAGAAGGCGUUUGUUGGUUUUACAGCAGUGGAGGUGAAUACUUAUGCAACCACUUUUUUUUUAAAUUUGUAAAUAAUUUUCAGACUACCUUGUUUUUACAUUCACUUCAGUAUUUUGGGCUAUUUAUUUUGCGGAUUCAUGACAGCAUCUAGGUCUCUGAGGUCUUCUGGUCAGUAACUCCUGGUGGUUCCAUGGUCUUGGUUAAGGCUAAAGGGUGACCGUGCCAUUGUAGUCACUGUGCCAAGGUUGACGAGCAGCCUACUCCUAGAUAUCAGGAAGGCAUCCUCAGUUACCGUUUUCAACUCAGAACUAAAACGUAUAUCUUUUCAUGCUUGCAUUUUGAAUUGUUUCUAUGUAUUUAUUUUUAUUAUUAUUACUAUUUUAUCUCCUAGCAUAAUUCUUUAUUUAUUGUGCCCUGUCUGUGUUUUGAGUUGCAGUUUUAUUCUUAUGUAUGUAGCCUACAGCACAUUGGGCAACUAUUGUUUUCAACGUGUUUUCUAAAUAAAAUGUACUUUUAAUUA
Neoarius graeffei (lesser salmon catfish) is the source of this 3895-nucleotide messenger RNA. It is a transcript of the gene znf16l, whose product is annotated as zinc finger protein 16 like. The record is from RefSeq and is a predicted model, not a curated record. Gene Ontology annotation, biological process: regulation of transcription by RNA polymerase II. Bases 62 to 1576 code for a protein of 504 amino acids. The transcript is spliced from 3 exons. Gene Ontology annotation, molecular function: RNA polymerase II cis-regulatory region sequence-specific DNA binding; DNA-binding transcription factor activity. Lineage: Eukaryota; Metazoa; Chordata; Actinopteri; Siluriformes; Ariidae.